This is a messenger RNA of Solea senegalensis (Senegalese sole), 2117 nucleotides long. It is a transcript of the gene gabrd, whose product is annotated as gamma-aminobutyric acid type A receptor subunit delta. Gene Ontology annotation, biological process: signal transduction; nervous system process; regulation of membrane potential. The record is from RefSeq and is a predicted model, not a curated record. Gene Ontology annotation, molecular function: extracellular ligand-gated monoatomic ion channel activity; GABA-A receptor activity; neurotransmitter receptor activity. Gene Ontology annotation, cellular component: synapse; membrane; GABA-A receptor complex. NCBI's taxonomy places the organism in Eukaryota, Metazoa, Chordata, Actinopteri, Pleuronectiformes, Soleidae. Bases 35 to 1420 code for a protein of 461 amino acids. The transcript is spliced from 9 exons.
UGUGAAAACUGCUAUUGAUCACAAAGCGUGUGGAAUGGAGCCCCCAACUUUCCUGCUGUCGAGUCUUGCUGUGCUCUUCGUCGGAGGAGACAUUUUCACCAGGGCCAUGCUGAGUGACAUUGGGGACUAUGUAGGUACAGACAUUGAAAUAUCCUGGUUACCUAAUCUGGAUGAUUUAAUGAAGGGCUAUGCCAGAAAUUUUCGCCCUGGGAUAGGAGGUCCCCCAGUGAACGUGGCCAUGGCGAUCGAAGUGGCCAGCAUUGACCACAUCUCUGAAGCCAACAUGGAAUACACCAUGACUGUGUUCCUGCGGCAGAGCUGGCACGAUGACCGGCUGUCCUACAAUCACACCAACAAGACGCUGGGGUUGGACAGUCGCUUCGUGGACAAGCUGUGGCUUCCCGACACCUUCAUCGUCAACGCCAAGUCAGCUUGGUUCCACGACGUGACUGUGGAGAACAAGCUGAUCCGUCUGCAGCCCAACGGAGUCAUUCUAUACAGCAGCCGAAUCACUUCGACAGUGGCGUGUGACAUGGAUCUGACCAAGUAUCCCAUGGAUGAACAGGAGUGUAUGCUGGACCUGGAAAGCUACGGUUACUCCUCAGAGGACAUUGUGUAUCACUGGUCGGAGAGUCAGAGACACAUCCAUGGCCUGGACAAACUGGAGCUCUCCCAGUUCACCAUCACAGACUAUCGCUUUGUCACUGAGAUGAUGAACUUCAAAUCUGCGGGACGAUUUCCAAGGCUCAGCCUUCGCUUCGAGCUGAGACGUAAUCGAGGCGUCUACAUCAUUCAGUCAUAUAUGCCUUCCAUAUUACUGGUCGCCAUGUCUUGGGUGUCCUUUUGGAUCAGCCAAUCCGCAGUUCCUGCUCGUGUCUCCUUAGGGAUCACCACUGUCCUCACCAUGACCACGCUGAUGGUGAGCGCCCGCUCCUCCCUGCCGCGAGCGUCAGCCAUCAAGGCCUUGGACGUCUACUUCUGGAUCUGCUACGUGUUUGUGUUCGCGGCGCUCAUCGAGUACGCCUUCGCACACUACAAUGCUGACUACAGACUCAAAGAGAAGGCCAAGGUGAAAGCCAACAAGUUCAGCUCCGAGUCCAUCGUAAAGAAUGGCAAACAGGCUAUGGUCCUCUUCUCCCUGUCGGUCACUGGUAUGAACCAAGGUGUGGUGAUUUCCAGCCGCCAGGGACGCACUCAGCGCUCCAGCAGUGAAAUCCCCGGGGAGGGCGGCACAGAGGAGGUGGAGCCCAGGAGGAGAAGGUCCAAGCAGCCGGAGGAGAGGGAGGAGGGGAAAAAGUGCUGUUCCAAGUGCGUCUGCAAGCCCAUCGACGCCGACACCAUCGACAUCUAUGCCAGGGCCGUGUUCCCUUUCACUUUCGCCGUGGUGAACGUGAUCUACUGGGUGGCAUACACUAUGUGAGGAGUAGGCAGCAGAUCCAUGCCAGUGGCUGCCGUCCAGGACUGUAUAUAAGAGACUGCUGGAGCUGUUCCAUGCUGGCAGACUGGUGCAGCUGAAAUUUACUGCAGGCCUCGGUGGGAAAAAAAAAAAAAAAAGAUUCAGAGGAAAUAAAGUGUUGCGAUCUGUGAAUGUGGAAGUAUGAUAAUUAAUGGAAAGAGUGAUGAGUUUAACGGGAUUUUAAAUCUUUCAAAUACAAGUUAGAGAAAAGUCAUUCACGGGUGCAAAAGGGCCGCGUUGACGAUUCAUGUCCUCUCGCUACAUGGACCGAGUCAACACACGGGACACGAUAACAGGUCAUCUCGCUUCAUGAGCUGCAGUACUGACUGACAAGCUCACAUCUUUAAAACACAAACAUAAGUUAGCUUAGAUACGUCGCAGUCACACGCUGGAGUGAACCGUCUGUUAUCUCCAAAGGCAAAAGCGCCGCCCAAACCGGAGGAUAACAUGGUGAGGUGUACAACUAUUCUGCAUGGCUGAUAACUCACUCACUCACCCUCUCCCUCAGGCAUCACCACCCUCCCCUUUGCCUUGUUCUCCUCUCGUCCUCCACCCUUUUUUUUUUUUAAAGUCAUCUUUUGUUUAAGACACCGUCUGGAGUGUCUUAUCUCCUUCUGCCAGUUCUGCCUGUUUCCUCACCAUUAAAGGACUUCCUCCACUA